This is a messenger RNA of Penicillium cinerascens, 3411 nucleotides long. RefSeq names its product ssDNA endodeoxyribonuclease RAD2. Gene Ontology annotation, biological process: nucleotide-excision repair. The record is from RefSeq and is a predicted model, not a curated record. Gene Ontology annotation, molecular function: single-stranded DNA binding; DNA endonuclease activity. Lineage: Eukaryota; Fungi; Ascomycota; Eurotiomycetes; Eurotiales; Aspergillaceae. The transcript has a single exon. Gene Ontology annotation, cellular component: nucleus. Bases 1 to 3411 code for a protein of 1136 amino acids.
AUGGGUGUCACCGGGCUCUGGACAGUGGUUCAGCCCUGUGCUCGGCCUAUCAAACUCGAAACCCUCAACAAGAAACGGCUAGCUGUCGACGCGUCCAUCUGGAUCUAUCAGUUCCUAAAAGCCGUACGCGAUAAAGAGGGCAAUGCACUGCGCAACUCCCACGUUGUGGGAUUCUUCCGCCGGAUAUGCAAGCUGCUGUAUUUCGGAAUUCGACCUGUCUUUGUCUUCGAUGGCGGCGCACCAGUUCUCAAGCGACAGACGAUCGCAAGUCGCAAGAAGAGACGCGAGGGCCGUAGAGAAGAUGCUGUAAAGACGGCGGGAAAGCUACUUGCAGUGCAGAUGCAACGGACUGCUGAAGAAGAAGCCGCAGAACGCCGUCGAAAUCGGAAACGCGCGCAGGAACCUGAGGAGGCCGUCCCCGAUGCACCUGUCUAUGCGGAUGAGGCUCUCAUGACCGAACAGGAGAAACAGCAAACCCGCAAAUUCAAGAAGAAGGACGCUUAUCACUUACCCACCAUGGAUGUUUCUCUGGAAGAGAUGGGCGCUCCGAAUGACCCACGUAUCAUGUCUCAAGACGAACUGGAAGAAUAUGCGCGGCAGUUCCACCAGGGACAAGAUAUUAACCUCUACGAUUUUUCCAAGAUAGACUUUGACAGUCCUUUCUUCCUGAGUCUGCCUGCGACAGAUCGAUAUAAUAUCUUAAAUGCCGCGAGGCUCAGGAGUCGCCUGAGAAUGGGUUAUUCCAAGGAACAGCUGGAUACCAUGUUUCCAAAUCGUAUGGACUUUUCGAGAUUUCAAAUCGAGCGUGUGAAAGAGCGAAAUGACCUGACGCAACGACUAAUGAACAUCAACGGCAUGAAUGGCGAAGAGGCUUUUUUCAACUCCGGUCAACGAAUCGCUGGCGAGCGUGGCAGGGAAUAUGUCCUGGUCAAAGAUAGAGAACAUGAGGGCGGCUGGGUGUUGGGUGUUGUUGGAAACAAGGAAGCAGGGCAAGAGGACAAACCUAUUGAUGUGGAUCAAUACGGUAUGCCCGAGGUCUUGUCGGGGUCAGAGGACGCGUCAGAUGAAGAAGAAUUUGAGGAUGUUCCGAUCGAGGGACUCAACAGGCUGCCGAAACUCCCAUUUCUGAAAGAAGGCGUUUUCGAUCAGUCCCUCCAUCAAGCGCAGGAAGAUGCAGACAUGCAAAGAGCACUCUUUGAGUCUCGCCAAGGCAAACGAGGCUCUAUCGCAAAUACUGAUGAUGACGCACUUUUCGUCCAAGAUGAAAAUCACACCGAAGACUUCUUCAACGAUGAUGGAGAUGACGAUCUUGAAAAAGCGAUUGCUCUCUCAAUGCACCCGAAUGAAGGGCAUGACGAAGAUAUGCCCGACAUCAACAUCAAUCGACCGGCAGACAUGGCAAUGCCUCCUGAGCCUGUGGCAGAUCUGUCCUCCGAGAGCGAUGACGAUGGAAUGGACUUUUCAGCUGCGAUUGCACAGACAAAGGUCUCAAAGAAGCCGCGCACUCAGAAUCCAUUCAGUGGUCCUCUUCCCUUCGAAUCCAUCAAACUCAACAAGACCACUAAAGCCGCCGAGCCUGCUCCUGAGAUUGAUGAGAAUGCUGGAGGUUUCAUUAAGGAGCCUACAAAAAAGAAGAAAACCGAUCCGCUUCCUCCAUGGUUUGUUGGCGAGCGAGUGAAUGAGGAAUUCAUCGUGGAUAAACCCUUCGACGAUCGGGAUGAUGCCACAGAUCAUGAUCAUGUGGUUUUUACGAAUCGCCGAUCACCAGAGAUCAUUGAUGUCGAUGGCAUGCCAGACACAAAAGAGAUCGUUGAUCUAGAAGAGCCAGAGGAAAGGGAAAGGGAGACCAAGGCUCAUGAUAAAAACAUUCCAGAUGUGCAACAGAUGAAGCAUGAAUUUGUCGAGGCUGAGCCUUUGGAGAAGCCGGUUGGAAAGAAAGCUCCCACCGAGGAACUCCGUACUGAAUUUACAUCUACAUCCAACAAGGAAGAAGAGCUCAAUGUUCGACUACCGCCUCCCCAUACUGAGCCUUCCCCGGAACCCGAGUUUGAAGACGUUGUGGGCCAGGCACCAGCUCCGGAUCCUGAAACUUCGAUAGUAGCUGAUCAACACAAGCCUACUCCGGACCAGACGGAAGAGUCCAGCGUCCAGGAACAACCUUCUCCCGCUGAACUCUCUCCUGAACCAGAUUUUGAAGAUGUCCUAGCCCAACCGCCAGCCCAAGCUCCAGAAAUCACAGUGGUCUCCGAUCAGCAUCCCAAGCCGCAAGAUGAACCUAUCCAACCUGAACUAUAUGUCGAAGACGACGGCGAGUUCAGCGAUCCGGAAGACGAAGAUCUUUUGCAACAGCUUGCCGCCGAAGGAGAAGAACACGCCCGAUUUGCGCAGACCCUCAACUCGGCAGUACCCAUUCAGGAUGCCUUUGACUACGAACAAGAGCUGAAACAGCUCCGAAACCAGCAGCGAAAAGACCGGCGUGAUGCAGAUGAGGUGACUCAGAUCAUGAUCAACGAGUGCCAGCAGCUGCUCACACUCUUCGGGUUGCCAUACAUUACUGCACCCAUGGAAGCCGAAGCGCAGUGCGCCGAGCUCGUUUCAUUGGGCCUCGUGGACGGUAUCGUCACGGAUGAUAGUGAUAUCUUCCUCUUUGGAGGCACUCGAGUCUACAAGAACAUGUUCAAUCAGAGCAAGUUCGUAGAAUGUUACCUUACGUCCGACUUUGAGAAGGAGUAUGCCCUCCACCGGCGCAAGCUCAUUAGCUUUGCGCAUCUCCUAGGCAGUGAUUACACGGAAGGCAUCCCCGGAAUCGGUCCGGUCACAGCGCUGGAGAUCAUCACCGAGUUCUCAAGUCUGGAAGAGUUUCGUGACUGGUGGGGAGAAGUCCAAAUGGGUGUGGUCAAGCCGGACGACGUCCACCAGGCCUUUUGGAAGAAGUUUCGGAAAAAGGCCUCGAAGAUCUUCCUGAGUACUUCAUUCCCCGACACUCGAGUAGACGAGGCCUACCUCGAGCCCGAGGUCGACUCCGACCCGUCGCAGUUCCAAUGGGGCAUCCCAGACCUGAACGGUCUGAGACAUUUCCUCAUGGCGACGAUCGGCUGGAGUCAGGAACGGACCGACGAGAUCUUGGUACCGGUCAUCCGAGAUAUGAACCGGCGCGAGCAGGAAGGCACACAGUCGAACAUUACGCAGUACAUGCAGGGACCGCAAGGCGCCGGGGCCUUUGCGCCCCGAGUCCGCGGCAGCGGGCCCAGCCGCAUGGAGAAGGCGUUCAACCGACUGCAGCAACAAGCUCAAGGGGAAGAUACGUCACCCAGGGCCGAUGGAGAAGGUUCGGGGUCGAGGGGUAAACGAGGGGUAUCCAAGAAAGCGAGCGCUAAGGCUGGCACGAGCAAGAAACGCAAGACGAACUGA